Messenger RNA from Radiomyces spectabilis, 721 nucleotides. Its product is annotated as acyl carrier protein-like protein. Gene Ontology annotation, cellular component: mitochondrion. Gene Ontology annotation, biological process: fatty acid biosynthetic process. The coding region runs from base 159 to 527 and encodes 122 amino acids. Gene Ontology annotation, molecular function: acyl carrier activity; acyl binding. The record is from RefSeq and is a predicted model, not a curated record. Lineage: Eukaryota; Fungi; Mucoromycota; Mucoromycetes; Mucorales; Radiomycetaceae. The transcript has 2 exons.
UGCUGCGGAAGUUGAAAAUGAACCAGUUGAACGUUUCGCAGUUGCACAGUGGUCACCGGCCGUGGUGGCUUAGAAUCGCCCCUGGUCUUUAAUAACAUUCAAAAUUUCCCUCUUAACAUUUCCCUUUGCACCAAACUUACGCUAUAUUAAUCAGCAACAUGUUCCGCCCCACCGUUCUUCUUAAUGCCGCCACCAAGGCCGCUGCUUUCAGAGCCGCCCCCAUCUCUGCACGCGUCAUGCCCACCGCUGCCGCUCGUUUCUACUCUGCCGGUGCUGGCCUCAGCGAAUCCGAUAUCCAAACCCGUGUCUUAAACAUUUUGAAGGGUUUCGACAAGGUCGACCAAUCCAAGGUUGCCGUUGACGCACACUUUGUCAAUGAUCUUGGCCUCGAUAGUUUGGAUACCGUCGAAGUCGUCAUGGCCAUUGAAGAAGAAUUCUCCGUGGAGAUUCCCGACAAGGAAGCUGAUGAAAUCAAAUCUGCAAAGCAAGCUGUUGAUUAUAUUAGCAAGCGUCCUGAUGCCCACUAAAAAUACUGCUUGAAAUGUAAAAUGUUUGGCGUUUUUUCGGCCCAUUCCAAGUUCAUUUUCCCUGUUUGCAGUAUUGUUGUGAUGGAAAUGCGGAUGAAGAAUGAAGAAAAAAAAAAACGGCUUAUUCCAGUGAAGGAAUAAGAGAAUUGAAAAUAAAGACUGUAUUAGAAGUCAUGUAAAUUGCAAUCGACAAC